Molecule: messenger RNA, 654 nt
Organism: Aspergillus wentii DTO 134E9
Lineage: Eukaryota; Fungi; Ascomycota; Eurotiomycetes; Eurotiales; Aspergillaceae
Exons: 1
Coding region: 1-654 (217 amino acids)
Biological process (GO): positive regulation of transcription by RNA polymerase II
Cellular component (GO): nucleus
Molecular function (GO): DNA-binding transcription factor activity; transcription cis-regulatory region binding
Source: RefSeq, a predicted model, not a curated record
AUGGACCCCCUCCUCGACUUCUUCACCCGCCACGUUAUAUCAGCCUACACAACCGGCGACAGAACCCGAACAGGCCCCAAGCCCAACAAAACCACCACCACAGCCGACGACUACGAAGAAAACGACUUCCACUUCGGCAUCACCGACAACCUCCUCAGUCUCAUCUCCCGCAUCGCAACCCUCCACGCCCUCCCCCGCCCUGAAUCCGGCCUCACGCCCGCAACAACCAUCUCGGCGGCUCUGGCCAUCUGGCAUGACUUGCAGAACUGGAGACCGCCGACUAUGAUUCCGUCGCGCGAGUUUGAUGCGAUUUACGGGGCGUAUAGCUCGGCGCUGUUUAUCUGGUUGUAUUUGCUGAUUCACCCGGAUAACGUUACCGAUGAGAAGGUGCAGAAGAUGGUGAGGGAGGGGAUGGGCGAUCUGGAUGCCGUCCGCGGGGAGGGGUUGGGGUAUUUGCUUAUUCCGUUGUUUAUUCAUGGGUUGGCGGCUGUGGAGGAGGGGGAUAGGGGGGUUGUUGAGGAGGGGUUUAAGAGGGUGGAGAGAGUGGCGGGGUUGGCGGAGGUGAGGAGGUAUCGCGAUGUGGUGAGGGCGAGUUGGAGGUCGUAUGCGAGGGGUUUCAAGAGGAGUUGGGAUGUGGGCUAUGGGGCUGGAUGA